Notolabrus celidotus (New Zealand spotty) is the source of this 1205-nucleotide messenger RNA. It is a transcript of the gene ndufs8a, whose product is annotated as NADH:ubiquinone oxidoreductase core subunit S8a. Gene Ontology annotation, molecular function: NADH dehydrogenase activity; 4 iron, 4 sulfur cluster binding. Gene Ontology annotation, cellular component: membrane. Lineage: Eukaryota; Metazoa; Chordata; Actinopteri; Labriformes; Labridae. Gene Ontology annotation, biological process: mitochondrial electron transport, NADH to ubiquinone; mitochondrial respiratory chain complex I assembly. The transcript has 8 exons. The record is from RefSeq and is a predicted model, not a curated record. The coding region runs from base 116 to 748 and encodes 210 amino acids.
ACCGGCAGUGACGUCAUUACGCAGUGUAACUUCCGGCAAAGGCAGGGUCCGUUCCGCAAUCCGUCCGCUGUUCUGGUUCAGAAGGCCAAAUAGCGACAGAGCGCUCAGAGACGUGAUGUCAGCCUCCCUGCGGUUGGUGUCCUGUGUAAACAGACCAGGCUCUUUUGGGGUCACUCAGAGUCUGCUGAGGUCCUUCAGUGUGUCCUCUCAGAGAGCAGGAUUCAAGUAUGUUAAUGCUCAGGAAGUUCCUACGGACAUGAAGUCGAUCACAGACCGAGCGGCUCAGACUCUGCUGUGGACCGAACUCUUCAGAGGUCUGGGUAUGACGAUGAGUUACCUGUUCAGAGAGCCGGCCACUAUCAACUACCCCUUUGAGAAAGGACCUCUGUCCCCCCGCUUCAGAGGAGAGCACGCGCUACGCAGGUAUCCUUCAGGGGAGGAGCGCUGCAUUGCCUGCAAGCUGUGUGAAGCUAUCUGUCCUGCACAGGCUAUCACCAUAGAAGCAGAGACUCGGGCUGAUGGCAGCAGGAGGACAACUCGCUACGACAUCGACAUGACCAAAUGCAUCUACUGCGGCUUCUGUCAGGAGGCGUGUCCUGUGGACGCCAUUGUGGAGGGUCCUAACUUUGAGUUUUCCACAGAGACUCAUGAGGAGCUGCUCUACAACAAAGAGAAGUUGCUCAACAAUGGAGACAAGUGGGAGGCAGAGAUCGCUGCUAAUAUACAGGCUGAUUACCUGUACCGAUAGACACACACACACACACACACACACACACGCACACACACUCGUGUCCAUCCUGUACAUACUUUAAGGAGACUCUCAGCUGUGUUUUUGGUUUCGGACAGAAGGCUCCCUGCUCUCUCUGUCUGUCUGGUUAUGUAUUUAUUAUAGAAACACGAGUCUGAUCAGGGUCAGUGACCAGUGAUGGAUGGAUUAGUGAUCGGCGAUUCAUCUCUGGUACAGAUCAUUGAUCAGACUAUGACAUCAGACAGCUGAUUAUGGAUUGUUGUAAUCUGUGCAGAUGUUUUUCUUUGUGACUAAUAAAUGUCAGAGAAAACUCUGUCAGCUGUGGUUAUAUUUCCCUGAUGGACACUGGGCUGGGUUUAAAGGGUUAAUACAAACUGUAAUCUGUUCAAAGAUUAACUUUCAUUUUAAGGUUCUGUGCCAAACUUAGGCUCGUACAUUAAAAACCCCAAAGAGAAAA